Molecule: messenger RNA, 13338 nt
Organism: Eublepharis macularius
Lineage: Eukaryota; Metazoa; Chordata; Lepidosauria; Squamata; Eublepharidae
Gene: NCOR2
Product: nuclear receptor corepressor 2
Exons: 47
Coding region: 594-8069 (2491 amino acids)
Biological process (GO): negative regulation of transcription by RNA polymerase II
Molecular function (GO): transcription corepressor activity
Source: RefSeq, a predicted model, not a curated record
GUAAGCCGGAGAAUGAGGAGCUCAAACUUGGGGCUUUGCAAAAGCUGCAAAGAGGGGCGGCGCAGCAGAAGCUGGCUCGGGAGUUGCUGCCGCCGCCGCUAAGGACAGACAUCUUAAGGGGGGGGAAAGAGGCGACCCAGGCGAGAUUUCCGGGCCCCCCAAGCAAGCCCCGCUUUUGGAUUUACAAACACGCCCCAGGCGGAUGGGAGAGGAGGAAGAUUAAGAGGCGUCCUCUCGUCCCUCCGGAACGGAUCCAAGGGAUAUUGAUGUGUGUGUGUGUUUUUUCUCUCCAAAAUAAUCUAUAUUUGGUUCGCUUUCUCUUUGCUUUUUAACAUUUUGCAACCUCCCUUUCCUAUGCACUUGGCUGAUCUUUCAUGCACGGGAAAAAAGAAAGACUAAAAAAGGAUUAACUGUUCCAAGCGGCACGAGCAGCGAUGGGGGGAAAAGCGGUUUGCUUUGAAACAAGAUACAGCAUGAAAAAGCCAGCAUGCACAUAAUGCGGAAAAACUCUGGGAUUCUUUAGUGCUUCACAUCGCAGAUUCUAGGGAUUUUAAACAAAGAAAGACCAGACCCCUAACAGGGCUUUGCCAGCAAUGUCUGGAUCUACUCAGCCUGUGGCACAGAGCUGGCGUGCAACCGAGCCUCGCUACCCUCCUCAUGCCAUGUCCUAUCCAGUGGCUAUAACUCAACCACACAUGGAUGUUGGACUGUUGGAAUAUCAGCACCACACCAGAGAUUAUCCUUCACACCUGCCCCCUGGGUCUAUUUUGCAGCCACAGCGGAGGAGGCCGUCCUUAUUAUCCGAAUUCCAGCCAGGAAAUGAAAGGUCGCAGGAGUUGCACGCCAGAGCCGAUCCACAUGCCUACCUAUCCGACCUGAGCAAAGCGUCAGAAAUAGAGUUCAUCGAGACAAAACGGCCACGGCUGGAGCUGUUGCAAGACCCACUGAUGAGGCACUCCCCUCUUCUUAAUCAGAGCCAGCAGGGAGGGACAGAGGAUCUCUCAAAGGAUCGAGGGAUAUCCGGAAAAUUGGAACCUGUUUCUCCCGUCAGUCCCGCCCAUCCGGACUCUGAGCUGGAUCUUUUACCGUCCCGGCUGUCCAAGGAGGAGCUGAUACAAAACAUGGACCGGGUCGAUCGUGAAAUCACCAUGGUUGAACAGCAGAUUUCUAAGCUGAAAAAGAAACAGCAACAACUGGAGGAGGAAGCAGCUAAGCCCCUGGAGCCAGAGAAGCCGAUCUCACCUCCGCCCAUUGAGUCCAAGCAUCGCAGCCUGGUCCAAAUCAUCUACGACGAGAACCGGAAAAAAGCGGAAGCUGCUCAUAGGAUACUGGAAGGGCUGGGACCUCAGGUGGAACUGCCUCUGUACAACCAGCCCUCAGAUACAAGGCAGUACCAUGAAAACAUUAAAAUAAACCAGGCAAUGCGGAAGAAGCUGAUUUUGUACUUUAAGAGGAGAAAUCAUGCUCGUAAGCAGUGGGAGCAGAAAUUUUGCCAGCGCUACGACCAGCUGAUGGAAGCCUGGGAAAAGAAAGUGGAGCGUAUCGAGAACAACCCACGGCGUCGAGCCAAAGAGAACAAAGUGCGUGAAUACUAUGAGAAGCAGUUCCCGGAGAUCCGGAAGCAGCGGGAACUGCAGGAACGCAUGCAAAGCAGGGUAGGACAGAGGGGCAGCAGCCUCUCCAUGUCUGCGGCGCGCAGUGAACACGAGGUGUCAGAAAUUAUUGAUGGGCUCUCGGAACAAGAGAAUCUGGAGAAACAGAUGCGCCAGCUCGCUGUCAUCCCGCCCAUGUUGUACGACGCCGACCAGCAGCGCAUCAAGUUCAUCAACAUGAAUGGCCUCAUGGACGACCCCAUGAAGGUCUACAAGGACCGGCAAGUGAUGAACAUGUGGAGUGAGCAGGAAAAGGAGACCUUCCGGGAAAAGUUCAUGCAGCAUCCAAAGAACUUUGGCCUCAUCGCUUCCUUCCUAGACAGGAAAACGGUUGCUGAUUGCGUCCUCUACUAUUACCUGACCAAAAAGAAUGAGAAUUACAAGAACCUUGUGAGGAGGAAUUACCGGCGGCGUGGGAAGAACCAGCAGCAGCAACAGAUGCCCCGUAGCAGCCAAGACGAAAAAGAUGAAAAAGAGAAGGAGAAAGACAUGGAAAAGGAAGAAGAUAAGCCGGAAGCCGAAAACGACAAAGAGGAACUGACGAAGGAGAAAAAUGAUGAUACAUCCGGUGAGGAUAACGACGAGAAAGAAGCCAUCGCGUCCAAAGGGCGCAAAACCGCCAACAGCCAGGGCCGGCGCAAAGGCCGCAUCACCCGCUCGAUGGCCAGCGAAGCCAACCAUGAAGAGGUGGCUGCCCCCCAACAGAAUGCAGAGCUGGCCUCUCUGGAGAUGAAUGAAAGUUCUCGUUGGACAGAGGAGGAAAUGGAAACUGCAAAAAAAGGUCUUCUUGAACAUGGACGCAAUUGGUCAGCCAUUGCCAGAAUGGUGGGAUCUAAAAGUGUUUCGCAGUGUAAAAACUUCUAUUUCAACUACAAGAAAAGACAGAAUUUGGAUGAAAUCCUCCAGCAGCACAAACUGAAAAUGGAGAAAGAACGGAACGCCAGGAGAAAAAAGAAGAAAAACCCUACUGUCCAGAACGAGGAAGCUGCCUUCCCACCAGCUGCCGAAGACGAGGAGAUGGGUCAGGACGGGUCAGGCACCAGUGGCAACGAGGAGGAGAUGGCCGAGGAGGCAGAAGCUGCAGUAAAUAACAGCUCCGACACAGAGAGUCUUCCCUCUCCAAGACCUGAAGCCAAAGAAAAUGCAGAAAAUGGGCCCAAACCAACCCCUGAAACCAGGAAUGAUGCGGAAGAGCCACCUGCUGUCAAGAUGGAGGAGGCCACAAAUUCACCGGCAGCAACUCCCACACCCCCUACCACCCAGUUGCCCGAGGAGGCCUCUACAGAGCCGGCCAGCAGCGAAGAGAAGCCACAGGAGGAACCAGUGGUCGAUGUGGUGAAAACCGAGGAGCCAGAGGAAAAGCCCAAGAGCCCAGAGCCAAACCAGGGCGACAUCAAAAUGGAGGAAGGGGAGGACUUCCAGGAAGAGGAUAAGGCGAACAACAAGCAAACGGAGGAGAACCACAACGGCAACAAUGUGCCAGUGGGGAGCGAGGGGGCACCCAAACCUGAAAAGGAGAACCACAAAACUGGGAAAACGGGAGGGGCCAAUCCUGACAGUGACUCCAGCGCCACGUGCAGCGCAGACGAGAUGGACGAACAUGAUGCUCCGGACAAAAACAAAUUGUUGUCCCCCCGGCCCAGCCUCCUCAACACUACCCAUGACGCCCGGCCGAACUCCUCCCCUCAAAAGCCGCUGGACUUGAAGCAGUUGAAGCAAAGAGCUGCUGCCAUCCCACCCAUUAUUUCGGAUGGUUUGCUGGAGGGAACAUUGCAGAGCGGAAGCACGAAGCCUCAGGUGCCUCAUCACGCGUUGGCCCUUUACCAGCAGCAAAUCACUAAAGCCCAUGAGUCUGCUCGGGAGGACUCAGCGCCGAGUAAGGAAGCUCAGCCGCAGCAGCCGGCUGAAAAGGAGUCUCCACUCAGCAGCAGCCCCGAGGCCCAGAGCAAGAGCCCCACGGCGCUCGACAAAGAAGAGAAGCCGAUGCAUUUCACCUCCCUUCCAGAGGGACAAAAGCUGGGUGGAGAGCCUGCCAUCACGACCUGCUGGCCACCAGUGCAUCCCUACCAAGGGCCAUCACGGGAUGUGAUCAGAACCUCUCCGCAUACUGAGCCCCAUGUCUUUCAGUAUAACCCCCCAGGUCACCCCGUCCCCUUGAAUGUGCAUGAAAGUUCUCGGCCGGGACUCCAAAGAUUGCCAGCCAUCUCCAACCCUCCUCCUCUCAUUUCCACCAAACACCCCUCUGUUCUUGAAAGACCCCUUGGCUCUGUUGCCCAGGGAGUGCCCCUCCAACUCCACACUCCAUUCAGCUCCGAGCAUGCAAAAGUUCCCAUUGGCUCAAUCACCAUGGGUCUUCCUUUAACGAUGGACCCCAAGAAGUUGGUGCCUUUCCCGGGUGUGAAGCAGGAGCAGCUCUCUCCUCGGAGCCACGCUAGUCAGCCUGAAAACUUGGUGGUGCAGACAUCGCAGGAGAGCUCAGUCCUUAGAGGAACAUCCUUGGGUUCAUUGUCGGCAGGAAGCAUCACCAAAGGCAUCCCCAGCGCAAGGCCCCCGUCGGAGUCUCCCAUCACCUAUCGAGGGUCCAUCACACACGGCACCCCGGCUGAAGUGCUAUACAAAGGAACCAUUACCAGGAUAAUUGGAGAAGACAGCCCCAGCCGAGCAGAGAAAGCGAGAGAGGAUGCUUUGCCGAAGGGGCACGUCAUUUAUGAAGGGAAGAAGGGACAUGUUCUGACCUACGAUGGUGGCGCCACUGCAGUGCAGUGCCCCAAAGAGGAGAGCAGAAGCGCUGUAGCCCCUCAUGAGACCACCGGCACCAAACGGACCUACGACAUGAUGGAAGGAAGGGUCCCACGGGGUUUGUCUGGGCGUGACCUUUCAUCUGCCAGCAUAGAAGGUCUGAUGGGCCGAGCCAUCCCUCCAGACAGGCACAGUCCCCUCAACUUAAAAGAACCGCAUCACAUCCGGGGCUCUAUCACGCAAGGAAUUCCUCGCUCCUACGUGGAAGCCCCUGAGGACUACCUCAGAAGAGAAGCCAAACAGCUCAAGAGGGAAAGCACGCCCCCGAGGGACUUCUCCGAGGCCUAUAAGGUCAGGCCGCACGAAAGCCUCACCCCUCUGAAAAUGAAAGCGACUCACGAGGGCCUCGUUGCCACCGUGAAGGAAGCAGGGAGGUCGAUUCACGAGAUUCCCAGGGAGGAGCUGAGACGCACACCUGACAUGCCUUUGACUAGACCCCUCAAGGAAGGCUCCAUCACCCAGGGUACCCCGCUGAAAUACGACAGCAACGCAUCAGCAAGUGCCAAAAAGCAUGACGUCCGAUCCAUCAUUGGCAGCCCAGGGAGGACUUUUCAUCACAUGCACCCCCUGGAUGUCAUGCAGGACCCAAGGACUCUGGAAAGAGCUUACGAGGAGAGUUUGAAAGGCAGGCCCAGCCCCGUGACAAACUCUGGUGGAUCCAUCACCAGGGGGGCGCCUGUGAUUGUGCCUGAGCCCGGGAAGCCCCGCCACAGUCCGCUUACCUACGAGGACCACCAGGCAGCUCACGGGACAGCUUUCGGCAGCCACUUACACCGUGGGUCACCUGUGUCCACGAGGGAGCCAACACCGAGGCAGCACGAAGGAAGCAUCUCUGCUGGUAAGCCUGUAUCCCAGGACAGAAAGAUUACCCCAACGCCAAGGGAAAUCGCUAGUUCCAAGUCUCCUCACGCCACCCUCGCAGACCACCCUCAUUCUAUCUCCACCUACGAGCACCUGCUCCGGGGAGUAAGCGGCGUGGAUCUGUACCGGGGACACAUUCCGUUGGCCUUUGACCCUUCAGCUUUCCCCAGGGGAAUUCCUCUGGAAGCAGCUGCUGCUUACUACCUGCCGAGACACCUUUCUCCCAGUCCAACGUACCCCCAUCUCUACCCUCCAUACCUCAUCCGUGGCUACCCAGACACCGCUGCCAUGGAAAACAGGCAGACCAUUAUCAAUGACUACAUCACCUCCCAGCAGAUGCACCACAACGCUGCAGCAGCUACUGCGAUGGCCCAGAGGGCAGACCUGCUACGUGGCCUGUCGCCACGAGAACCCUCUCUGGCACUCAACUAUGCAGCAGCAGGAAUAAUCGACCUGUCUCAAGUGCCACACCUGCCUGUGCUUGUGCCUCCCACCCCUGGCACCUCGGCUGCCUCCAUGGACCGGAUCACAUACAUCCACAGUGCCCCCCAGGCCUUCAGCAGCCGACACAGCAGCUCCCCACUGUCCCCAGGAGGCCCCACGCACUUGACCAAACAGACAGGACCUUCAGUUUCCGAACGGGAGCAAGAAAGAGAUCGUGAACGGGACCGUGAAAAAGAACGCAAGAAAUCAGUCUUACAAGCCACAAGUUCCGUGGAGCACGCCCCCAUUUGGAGACCAGGUACAGACCAGAGCAGCGGCCGUUCAUCAGCGCACUCUCACAACCACAAACACUCCCCCGUCUCACCCCGCACCCAGGAGAAUGUCCAGCAGCGCCCCAGCGUGCUGCACAACACAAACAUGAAGACCAUGUCUUCGGAAAGCCUUACCCCAUCAGUUCUGCGGUCCUCCUCCACUACCACCACGUCACCCGUUCGCUCUUCAGGCUUCUCUGUGGCACCUGCAGUGCGUGGCCCUGUAAGUGGCUUGGACAGCUACGCCUCUAUGGUGGACUCCGCCCACGUCCAGAAGGAGACCUCGAGGCUCCAGGAUACCAAAGCAGAACGCCCUCAGACCGACAACAACCUGUUCCCCUCCAAGUUGUCUGCAGGGGCCGGCCUGGAGCAGUCAUCUUCGCCCAUGAAAGGCAUGGAGCCCAGGCCAGUCCCCUCCUCCGGGCCAGGGUCCGCCCACCAGUAUAGCAGAGGACAGGGGAAAAACCCGCCGCACCACCUCUCCCCCCUGGACCAGUCGCUGCAGGCAGUGUCGGCCAGUGAGCAGCCCAGUAGAGAAAAGAGUCUGAGUAAAACCUUUUCAGUGCAGGAACAGGAGCUCCGAGCACUCGGCUUCCAUGGGAGUUACAGCCCCGAUGGCGUUGAAGCAAUAAGCCCUGUGAGUUCGCCCAGCAUGCCUCAUGAGAAGGGGACGAAGUUGCCCCAGGAUAUGGAGAAAGCACGUGCAGAGCAUGACCUCCGGACAAAGCAGCCAGGCCCCCUCAAGCCUUCUGCUGCAGAAAUCUCUCACUUGCAGCAACUCCAGCAGUUUCCCGACGGUCGGCAGUCACCGGGCCACCCGUUCCAGGGAUCGCAAAACGCCAAAGGCCACCAGCGGGUUGUCACCUUGGCUCAGCAUAUCAGCGAGGUGAUCACACAAGAUUACACGCGCCACCACCCCCAGCAGCUCAACUCCCACAUCCAGUCCCCAGUGUACUCCUUCCCAGGAGCUCCGUGUCCUGCACUGGACCUCCGGCGGACUCCCAGUGAGGCUUACGUCCAGCAGCAGACGCUCGAGCACCUCCCUGUCUCAAGAAUCUCUCCGGAAAGUGAAGGAUGCAAGAGGUCUCCAGAGCCUGUUAAAGCGCCUGCUUCCGACAACUGCAUAGAGCCCAUCUCUCCACCAGAUGGAAUGGGAGAGCCCGAUCCACUGCGGAGUUCCACAUACCCCAUCCUGUAUCGAGAAGAGGAACAGCUGGACCAGAGGAUGGGCUCCAAAUCCCCCGGGAACAACGUGCAGCCCCCGGCCUUCUUCAGCAAACUGACCGAAAGCAAUUCAGCCAUGGUGAAAUCCAAGAAGCAAGAAAUGAUCAAGAAGCUGAACACAAACAACAGGAGCGAGGCGGAGUACAAUAUUGGACAACCCGGAACCGAGAUUUUCAACAUGCCAGCCAUUACUGGAACAGGGUUAAUCAGUUGUAGGAGCCAGUCGGUCCAGGAAAAUUCCAGUACCAACAUGGGGUUGGAGGCAAUUAUUAGGAAGGCCCUAAUGGGUAAAUAUGACGAGCAGUGGGACGAGCACUCUCCUCUCAGUGCCAAUGCUUUUAACCCUCUGAAUGCCAGUGCAAGCUUGCCCGCUGCUCUGCCUGUAACCGCUGCUGACGGACGGAUUGACGACGUGCGCUCCUUGCCAGGAGGAGGGAAGCCAAAGAUUGCUGCCAGAGCCAACAGUCGUAAGGCCAAGUCUCCCGGGCCAGGCCUGUCCUCCGCAGAGAGGCCACCGUCUGCCUCAUCUGUGCAUUCCGAAGGAGACUGUAACAGGAGGACGCCUCUCACCAACCGCGUCUGGGAGGACAGGCCGUCAUCUGCAGGCUCGACACCGUUUCCGUAUAAUCCACUAACGAUGAGGCUCCCGACCGGCGUAGUGACGGCUCCUCCUGCCUCCGUUCCCCAAGGCAACUCCAACAGCCAACAUCAUGGAUGGGAGGAGGAGCCCAAGCCACUGCUUGUCUCACAGUAUGAAACUCUAUCGGACAGUGAAUGAAAGGGAGAGAAAACGAGACGGGAAACCCAGCGACAACGAACACAUCGAUUGGGUGGCUGUUGAGCUAACCAUGGCGUGGGGACUUCGGCUGGUGCAGGCCAUGGCUGGGCUAGGCCAAGUACAGGAGCAGCACUGUUCCAGUCAGUUAUUAAUUUGUGUCACACCUAGGAGGAGGAAAGGGGGGAGCCGUUGAGAUCCUCUUCAAUCUAAAGCCUUAAAGGGGGGGGGGGGAAGCAAACAGAACCCAUCCCGGUUCUCUCUCUCCCCAUUUGGGGCUGUCACCAUGAGCCGUUGCGGCAAGAACAAGGGAGGGCAGCUUGUCAGACUCUCGAAGCUUCCCCGCCGGAACGCAGCCGGUCACUGAAUCUCACUUAACUCACACUCAGGGGAUUCUGCCUGCUGCCGCCAGGUCCGUCCUUCAGCCAGAUGAGGAAGUCCAGUGAGAGAGGCUGGUGUGUUCUGCUUGCGAAGCCCCCGGUGUAUGCUUUCUGCAUAUGCCCAACACGUUUCCGGCACAUCAUUUCAGUGUGCGCUUUCUGUUGCCUGUUAUCCAAUACUUGAAAUAGGAUUCAAGCGCCCCUUCCUUAGUUCUUGUGUUGUCGUCGUGAGGGCUGCGCCAGUGGAAUUGUGUGAUGGGAACACAAUUAAUGCAGAGUGGCCCUCUCGUGCGAAGUGUUGGUUUCUCCUCCUCCUCACAGUUAAAUAAGAGGCGACCCUCUUCCUUGCAUGCACCCAGACAAACAAAGCAGUGAUCUUGCUUGAAUGUUGAAUAAAUAAAAAUCUGAGAAUGAUGGUUUGAAUGCAAGGAGGAGGGGAUAGGUGGGCAAUGAGGUUGGAGGACAAAAAAAAUUUUUUCCUUUGAAGAAGGGAAUUCUGGGUAUGAAUUGUAAUCAGAAAGGAUGCCCCUGUUUGUAGUGUAUUGGCUACAGCUGUGGGGAGGCGGUUGUUUUAAGUGCGUUGUUUCUCGAAACGGCAGUGUGUAUAUGGUCUACAGGGUAUAUUUUUGAUACCUUUGGCAAAUGACGCCAGAUGUUUUGCGCAAGGAAGGACUUUAAAACAGUGUUAUAUGCUGCUUUUCGGUCUCCACUCCUGUACAAAGAGAGGUUCUAUGUUCGUUGCAAGCUUUGAUGAGUUUGUUCAUUGUAAGAAAAUUGUUAAGAAGUAACAAUGUCCCAACAAAAUAGUUCUGUUAUUCAAUAGAAUGUAUUAACUUGGGGGUUUUUGGUUGGUUGGUUUUUUUUUUAAAAAAAAAUGUGAGUCACACAACUGCAGGGCUCUUAUUGCAAAUGCUUCCCCUUAGGAACACUCCUGUGUGGAGAUGACAACAAUUCUCAGCUGAGCUUGUCUCUUUUGGGAGGCUUGCAAAGAAAUGUUAAAUGUGUUUUUCGGAAGCCUGUGGAGGGUCCCCCCCCCCCCCGAUUCAUUAAAUGGUGAUGUCACAUGAGCAUGGAUACUAUUCAAAGAAUAACAUUCUUUCCCCCUCGUAUUUGCUUGUUUUUCUCCCCAUGCUGGAACAUAGAAAGGGUGGUUAUAAAAUAGUAUUAAAAUGUUUUGUGUUAAUGUACAAUAGAGAGAAAGACCUGGACAGUAGUUUGUGUGCUGGAACAGUCCGGAGAGAGACUUUUUGUCACUCUUUAACUUGACACAGCAUCUGGGAAGUGGUAAUGUCACACAUUGCUGGUAUUGUGUUGUGUGUGCAUGGUGUUCGUUUCUACUUCUACUUUGAAAGCAAAAACCUCUGCCUUCCCAGCUUUUUUUUCUUUCUUUUUACAUGCACUCUCUCUAGAUUUUUUAUUUUUGUUUUUACAGCAGAAUGGUUGCAUGUUGCAGUAUUGAAACACAACACGCACACCCAAUGGUUUGAAGGACUUUAAACGCCUCCCCCACAAGCACUUGCUUGUUCGAGUGCUUGUGAAAAUGUGAUGCUUCUCUCUUUGAAUAGCCUCUGUGAGAACAUUUUCCAUUUCCAUCGUUACACCAUAAUGAUUAUAUUACACAUCAUUGCAACUAGUCUUUGAGACCCCUGCCGCAGCAGGAUCUGGCAAUUCUGCACUUCCAUUUUUGUGCCCUGCAAAAUCAUGGAGGUUUUGAACAGGCAACGGGCAACGAUACGAGAACUUCAGGCCAGAACUUCAAUCAGUACAGAUCUGCCAAUCAGAGUGGGUGUUCCAUAGCAGCGUGUGAUAAACUUUUCCAAGUGACUGCUUCCUCUUUCCAGAUCAGAAUGUUUAGGCAUAGCCAUCGCUUAAAAUGUCUAGCUUCCCCCCAAAGGAGAAAGAAAUAAAAUGUGCACCUCCCCAAAAGCUGAGGUUCUGCUAAUAGAACAUCCCCCUUGCUUAGCUUUUCUGAAAUGAAGAUUUAGGAAGCCUGAUUGGAAAAGGAAAUGUCAGGUCCUUGAGUGCUUUAGCAAGUUAGGAGCGCCUGCUGUUCAACAAGGGUGAACGGAGUAGAAAGAGAGGGCUUCUGUGGCGGGGAAGGAGCCAUUGAGGGUUCAGCUUAUGGCAAACACACUAGUUACAAAUAGUAAAGAAAAGAUCACGCCCAGUUCUUCAUCCCACACCUGACAUGACUAUAUCAAUUCCUUUUGAAAAUCCUGCUGAAAUUCAGGAAGCCAAAGUUUAAGUCCACCCCAGAAAAUGGCCUGAACUUCCUUACUUUGUAAGAGAUUCUAGGACAGCAAGCCAAGGGCUUUGGUCACAUGGUGUGCUAAUGGACCAACCACUGGCCAAUCUAGUUGCCCAUCUCGCAUCUAGAGGGCUGCCCGAUGACACUGAACUUUCUUACGGGACUGGGAAACAAGUCCCCGCGACAUCAUGCAUACACUUUCCCCUUUGCCACGUAUUGCGCUCCAUGCUGUCUGCAAAUAAUGAAACCAAGUACUCCUUUGCCUGCAUCUCAUCUGUGCUUGCUUUAAACAGCAUGGCCUGAACCAAACGGAGGUUGUGUUGCAGAAGACACCUCCACCAAACUUUCACUAGUAACUUGUGUGGACAUGGUUUUUGGGCCACUGCUUACUCAACUGUUUUCUCGUUUUGUAUAUCCCACUUUUGAGAAAGAAAGUGAUAAGUCGUAUAACUAAAUGGAAAUAGCCUCGUUUGCUUAGACUAUUCCGUUUAGAAUGGCGGACACGCAGCCUUCUGCAGCAUGUCCAAUCUUCAUGUGUGAGAGAGAGCAUGCACUCUAAAGUUUAGCCAGCUGGGACGGUUUGUGCCCCUAGACCGUUGCAAGAAUCAACAGUUUAUCUUCGUGAAACCCUCAAACCUAUUCCAGGGUCAAAAUGGCCGUUGGCGUCACUAAGACGAGGAAGGGAACUCUCCUUGCUGACGUGACCUUGCCUCUGAUGGAGUCUGUACAGCUUGAGGUGGAGAGUUGGAAAUGAGCUGGGAUUUGACCCCAUGUCAGCAAUGCCGCAGAGAAUUCAGUGUAACUGUCCCUCUUGGCCCUUGAAAGCCACCUCCCUCUGCCGUCUCUUCAUUUAGAUCAAAUGAAUCAACACAAAUCAGCCCAGUUUACCCUCCAGUAGGGAACAAAAAUUAAGGCCAAUGUAGAUUUGAAAUUGUAAUAUGCAAAAUAAGAUCGUUCACUUCGUGUUUACUUCCUGUUUUCAUCUUUUACUUUGUCAGAUCCACAUUGGCAAUAUUCAAGUCACUGCCAAAAUUAUCUGUGAACUUCCCUCUCCUAUGUCACCGCUAGGCACUGUUGUUGUUUUUUACUUCCCCAUUUGUAGAUAUCAGAAUGCAGGUUAGCAUUCUGUCCAAAGCUACAGAAUUUAGAGCAGCUUUAUAGAUAAUAUUUUUAACCUACGCAAAGAUAAUCUUUGUGUCUUGAAGGUGCAUGCUAUUCUAUAUGCUGUCAGAGAAUUGAUUUUGCCACAGGUGCACAGGUGAGGAAGCUUGUGUAUACGGGACGGCUGCCUGGUUUGUGAGCUUUGAGGGCAAAAUGAACUCUUUGAGAUGCGCUGCAGUGCUGUCCACUUCUUCUUGUACUCCUCAGAGUAUCUCGUAGGAAAAUCAUCAACAGAAGGAAGGAGUCCGAGGUCCUUCACCUGUAACCAUGGUCAGCCUAGUCCUUGGGAAGCUCCGCUGGCCCAAACCACGGGCCUCAUUUCAAAAAUGUAGUGCGUAAGACCUGUGUUUUUCUGGCUUCCCAUUCAUGGCACCGUUGCCUUGUCCACAGCAGUGAUGUGAACCAUUUGCACUGAUCUGAUGAGAUUUGCUCACAGGUGACGAGAUUAUUUUGCAGUUGUCGGACUUUGUCGAAAUGGUGCUGCCUCGCUCUGCCUUCCCUUGACCAACGAAUGGCUUUAACAAUUUGGAAUGCAGCAGAACAUGGCUUGUAGGAGAGGUCACAUGUACAUUCCAGAAAGGGAUCCAGGAAUGGCCCCCUCCUUUUUACCAAAAGGUUAUUCCCAGGUUGCCAGACAUUGUACAUUCUCUACAUGUUUGUAUGUGUGUAUAUAUAUUUAUAUAUACUCUUGGGUUCUGUGUAUACAUAUUACUCCAUUUGUGUGUGCAUGUAUAAGAAGUACAUAUACACACGCAUUUUCUUUGUGCCUAAAUGAGUGGCCCGGCACAUAGCCUGCGGUUUGUGUCUGCCUACAAGCCAGAGCUUGAUAAAAUCAAACUCACAACGGUUCAACCAAAGGCAGAUGAGUGUUGCCUCCCCCCCCAUUGACUGUUAGCUCCACAUAAGGUGAGCGCCAAGCACUGUGUGUUUAGCUUCAGAGGAAAGCCCUCCCUCUUCACAACUGUCUGCAUAAUUUGUGUCUGUUCUAGUGACAUACAAAUCUCUCUACUGUGCUAUGGUUCUUUUUUUUUUAUUAAUUGUGCAAUCAAAAAAAAAAGGAAGUUGUGUUAAACUAUUAAAGUUUGAAGUGUUACCAACUUUGUAAUUUGUACAAACACAUAAAAACAAAAAAAAAUAAUAAAAGGACAAUUUUAUUGUUUGAACUGUACAAGGGGACUGGGGGGAGGGAAGAAAUCUCUAUCUUUUGUACAACCAAAUUGUGCAUAGCUGUUUCAAAGCAAGUUGUAUGAUAGAACGGACUGUACAUAGAGACUGCUGAGUUGUAAAUAUUUAUGCCGCUUGCUCAAAAGGGUUGUUUUUUUUUUUUGUUCUUCUACUGAAAGUGAAGUUUUUGUUCACUGUUGUUAAUUUUCUUUCUUUCUUUUUUGCUCUACAUGCCCACUAAGCAAGCAUUUGUGGGGUUGCAGUGUCAGAGCACUGCCUUACUGUUUAAAUAAAAAAAGAGAGAGGGGAAACGCUUCUU